AGCAACUUCCAUACAUUCACCCAUCACCAGCAACACAAAGAAAGUCACCACUACCAAAGUGUGGAAACAUCAAACAAAUAAACUUAGCGCUAGGAUACAACACGUGCUUUAUGCCAGCGGAAGGAUACUGUUCUUGUAUCAGUCAUUGUGGUGCCAUUGAUGCAAUAAAAACGUUGCCAUAGACCGGACGGACACGUUUCGCCACGAAUGGUCGCAAUGUUACGUGAACGACAGACAAGAGAUUUUGAACUUUGGCAGUAGUUUAACCUAAAAACUGAGAGACAGAGAGUUGAGACUCAACAACGAAUGGUGAUACUAGCACUGGCGUUCAGUCAGUCACUCACUCGCUAGCUGGCUGGAGGUGAAUUUGGGCUAUAUCCUUCCUCUUGCGUGUUGUGUCAUUGCUGGCUUACUUUUUUUUUUGGCAAUUUCGGAAGAAGGACUCUUUUGUGCUCUCGUUUGAAAUUCAAUCGUUCGACACAUUUAUUGCUCUCUUCGAUGGAUGUGAAUGUGUUUGGUGCUGCUGAGUAGGAUUUCGAAGGAAACUGGCGCUGUCGUAAAUUUGUGUUUUCUUGGCACCGUUCAAUGCGGCCAGAGCUUUGUACGAAAGUGCGUGAAUGUGUGAAGUUUAGUUUUCAGUUUACGCUAAACGAGUUAACACGUGUUUGCCCCCCAAAAAAAAAAACCAAGUAGAGGAAGAAAACAGGAAUAAGGAACCGAAGUCAUAUCUUAGAUGGGAAAUUAUUUGAAAUAACAAAAAAAAAAAAUUAUAUCAAAAAAAAGUGGAAAUGAAUAAAUUAUGGAAAAAAAGUUUAAAUAAUCAUUAGAAAAAAAAUAAAACUUACAAAAAAAUAAAUCCAUGAAUAUCAUCAAAGGUUAUUAAACAGCUAUUUACAUUCAACUACGACUUUGUAACGUAAAACAUAAAUGCCAGAGAUUAUUUAUAGUUUAAAUGUGCGUGUGUGCUAGUGUGUGUGUGCUUUGUGUAUUAAUGUGUUAGUGUGGCGCGUGUUCAAAAUCUAAAACAGCAUAAAUAAGUUAUUUCAUCGAGAAAAAAGAAACAACAAACAAAUAACUUCAUAAAAAGUCCAUAAAAAUAUUUAUUACCUUGGAUAGCUUUAUCCUGCACACACAAGGAAGGAUAUUCGUACGUUUGUGGGUAUUAAAAAAAAAAAAACAAAAAAAGUAGAAAAAAUUCCUAAUAUUACCAAAGAGGAGCCAAAAGGCAAAUGCCGCCAUCCACAGGAUAUUUUGAAAACAGAAUAGAUUCCUUUCGAUUGUGACCAUAAAACCAAAGUGCAAGUUCUAAAAAAGUCACGAAAUAAAAGUGCAGCCAUAAAAAAUGGAAUCCUAAACUAUUGGAAAAAAAAAAACGACAAAAAAAACUUGGAGUAAAAUCAUUUCAAUAGAACAUUACAGCAAUCGAAACUAAUAUUAAAAAAAAAACAACUAUAAUUGACUAUCAUUUGGCAGACAAAGGAUGCUGCUUUCGAUAGAUGCAUUUUAUGAUCGGAAAUAAAAAUAAAAAUGCAUAACUGUGCAUCGUGUUUUGUAGAACUGCAAUAAAUUUAGACAUUGUAUGACAGCGAAUGAACUAUAUUCAGUUUGAGUGCAAAACUUUUUACUCUAAUUGAGUGGAUUACAACAAAUUUUCCUUGAUUCCAGUUUUUUGUUUUUUGGAUAUUGGAUGCCGUCAUAAAUUGUUAAGGACAUCGUCGUCGUCCUCGUCAUAAUGUUACUUAAAAGUCCUGCGACUUGGACUUUCUUACAACUCAACAAAAAGUCAAACAUCAGCAACAGCAGCAGCAGAAGUAACAACAGCAGUAGUCACAACAUCAUCGCCAUCAUUAGUGGAACCAAAAUGUCUACAUUUCGAUGUUUAUGGCUGAUUUUUCUGUUUAUGUUUUCAACAAUCCACACCACCUCCAUUUAUGCCAAAGAGCUAAAUGCUAGCACAGCAUUUGAUGAUACCUGGACCACCGCCACAGAUUUGGAAAAUGAGUUGCAGCAAAAGAGAUCUGUGAACAUGUAUCCGCCAUCGGCGAGUGACCUACUGAAUCGUAUGACCAUUUAUGGCGGCUGGUCCGCCUGGUCGGAAUGGUCAAUGUGUUCGCGUCCCUGCAAUGGUGGCGUAAUGCAACAAACACGUCGUUGUGUGAGCCCAAACGGUUGCAAUGGCGAGCGAAUGCGUUAUCGCAUUUGUAAUACUCAGUCAUGCCGGGAAAAAAUCGAUUUUCGUGAAAAACAUUGUACCGCACUGGAUAUGGUGCCAUAUGCUGGGAAAUUAUACAAAUGGAUACCGGAGUAUGAUGCCAAGGAGCCAUGUAUUUUGGCUUGUAGAGGUCAUCUAAUUGAUAGCGAACGUUCACACAAACCAUCUGGAAGUGAUGGCGAUGACCAGAGCGUAUUGGUGCCAAUGAGCCUCCAUGUUAUGGAUGGUGAACGCUGCCGACCUCCCUCGCUGGAUAUGUGUGUGCAGGGGAAAUGCCAGCGCGUUGGCUGUGACUUGAAAAUUGGCUCGACAAAAAAGCUUGACAUUUGCGGCAUUUGUGGCGGCAACGGCAGCUCCUGUUCGCCAACGCUUUACCAAUGGGAACUGGUACCGGUGUCCUUGUGCACUGUCUCCUGUGGUGGUGGCUAUAAAAUGCCACGUAUUGUGUGCCGCAGUCGUAUGACUGGCUCCGAAGUGGAUGAUACCCUUUGCAAUGCAGCUAAUCGUCCCGAACCGUCAGUGGAAUUGUGCAACACACACACCUGUCCGCCCCGAUGGAUUGCGGACAACUGGAGUACUUGUGACCGGUCAUGCGGCCCAGGAAUGCGUUCCCGUAUGGUAGUUUGUGCCGAAGAAAACAAUGGCAUAAAAACUAGAGUUGCAGACAUGUUAUGCCCCAAACCAAAGCCGCCCAUGCAAGAGCAAUGUAUUAUUACCGAAUGUCCUAAAUGGAAAGUGGAAAAGUGGUCAACGUGCUCCGAAUCCUGUGGCGAAGGAAUACAGAUACGUAAUGUUGAGUGUAGUGCUGCUGACGGAGGUCUGAGUGACAAAUGCGAUCCCCUAACAAAACCGGCCAGUGUACAAAGCUGCACAACAGGACUGCGUUGUGAAUCGGAUUCAGUGUUGAAUUCUAGGGUCUCUUUAAAAAUGGACCAUAAAUUGCUAAAUGCCCACGAUGAUGAUAAUCUAGCUGAUGAUGACGAUGAUGUGGUCGACGAUGAUUCGGAUAUCGAUGAUUAUGCCGAUGAUACAUUCUUUGGCAAUCAACCCGUCUAUUUGCAUCAUCGCAUGAGCCGGUUUCAUCACGAAGAGCCUGAUGGGCCACAAAUGAUGCGCUUACAAUCCUCUGGACGUUAUAAUUCCGACGAAGCAAUGCCAUCCGAACCGACUUACAUGAAAGACCCCGACUGGUCACCCUGCAGUGUCACCUGUGGCGUGGGAAUACGUCGGCGCACCUAUAAAUGCAAAAUUUUCUUGCAAUUUUCCCGGACAUUGGCCACCAUUAACGACACGAUGUGUGAGGGCAAGAAACCCCACGAUGAGGUCGAGCGUUGUGUAGAAGAACCCUGUGUUAUGCCUUCGCAUGGUUAUGAGGAACCAUAUCAUCGUGAUUCGAUUAAAGUGGGUGUCUCGGAGCCGGGAAAGACCUAUGUGUGGCGUGAGCAGGGUUAUACCUCGUGCAGUGGCAGUUGUUUGGGUGGUGUUGAGGAACUCAUCAUUAAUUGUGUGCGUGAGGAUAAUGGACGAGUGGUAUCGCCAUUUUUGUGUUCUCCAGAAACAAAGCCGGAGGCACGAAUACGAACAUGUAACGAUCGUCCUUGCCCGCCUCGAUGGAAUUAUACCGAAUUUACACCUUGCUCGAAAACUUGUGGCAUAGGCAUAAAAACACGAGAGGUCCAGUGUGUUCAUGAGGUAACGCGAGGUGGCGAUAAUGCCAUGGUGGUGCCGAACAGUAUGUGUCCUCAACCCCCACCAGCAGAUCGUCAAUACUGCAAUGUCCUUGAUUGCCCUGUGCGCUGGGAGGUAGGCGAGUGGUCCAAAUGUUCCCACACCUGUGGCUAUGGCAUCAAGGAACGUAAGGUCGAGUGUAAACAGGUUAUGGCCCAGGAACAUAAAUUGGAAAGACCGGAGAUAAUGUGUGCCAGUGGCAAGCCACCGGAAAAGAAGCCAUGCAACAUAAGACCUUGUCCGGCUGAAGAACCCAAACCGGUUAUUGAGAUAAGCAAUACAACGCAUAUACAACAUGAUCCCAGGAAAACGAAAGUUACACUGAAUAUUGGAGGAGCGGCUGUGGUAUUUUUUGGCACCCAGGUGAAAAUAAAAUGUCAUGUCAAAGGUUAUGAUCGAGCGAAAAUUAAAUGGAACAAAGAUGGUAAACCGCUGGAGAAGAGUAAAAAGUUUAGAGUGUCCAAAAAGGGAGCUUUGCAUAUCUUGAAUAUAACAUUCCGCGAUGCGGGGGUGUAUUCGUGUGAGGCGGGACCAUCAAGUGCGGACAUAACGGUGGAUGUUAAGGCUAAACCUGGACAACGGCAGGAGGAUUUGGAGCAGCAACAAGAAAAUAUGCUUCCGGAAGGUAGUGGAGAUGAUUCAAUGGAGGCUGCUGAAAUAAUGGCACCAACGAAUAGUACACAAACCACACGUCACAAACAGCAACAGAGCUAUGCCCGAGAACGCAAUCAACGUCCCAAGAACGAUGGCAAACAACAACCGAAUGUGGACGGCAGCCUUACAGGCGAUGAGCAUUCCCACUUAAUUCAACAGGCCCAGGAUGGCGAACUGUCACAGUCAAACGGCAGCAGCAGCAGCAGUAGCAGUGGUAGCAGCAGUCCCCACACCAAGGUUUGGCUAUUACUGCCGUUCCUUAAUGGCCUGGCGAGCAACCUACUGCAGUAUUUUUCAAAUUUGAUGACAUUUCCAAUGUCAUUCCCCAGGACAUAUUCAUCAAUUUUUCCAACAUUGUCUCACACAAUGAAACAUUUACUCAGAAAUUUGUAGCUGACAUUAACAGCCCAAAUAAGAGACGUUCAAAUUGCUGCGGUAACGAGGGUAGCAGCAGGGUUCGCAGAAAUGUCUAGCCGCUGGUUCAGGCUUUAGACUAAUGCUCCUUUUUAACGAAUGUAUUUGCCAAACAAAAACAAUCUAAAGAAGAAGCUGCAAAUGGAAUGACAAUUAACAAACAAAACGAUAAUUGUAUCUUGGAUUGGUUCUGAACAAAAUCAAUACAAGAUGACCAUCAAAACCGUAAAUGGUGCCACAGCUGUAAGCUGUUGGGAUGGUUACACCGAGUGUAAAGUCCUGAACAGAGCCCCCAAUAAUGUUCUUUGUUAUCACCCUGGGGAUUUGAGCAUCGUGUCCUGUAGAGUAUGGUUUGGUAUGUCAUUAAAACAACAACAAAAACAAGUUAAAUAAAAAAUCCACACCAUUGGUUUGCCACAAUUCUCGCCGCAGCGAGUGCCGAAAAAAUAAAAAAAAUAAAAUUUCUUUUGUAUUUUUGAACAGCAUUCGAUAUUUUUCGGUUUUCUAAUUCCAAAAUAAGACUAGAUUUGUAUUGAUCCCAAAGUGCCUUUAAAUGAAAUAAAUAUUGUUGACCUCUAAAAUCAAUGUAAAAAAAACACUAAAUGAAACAGAUGUAGAAGAUGAAAACGACGAUGACGACGACGAGGAGGAGGAGGAAGACAUAGAAAAGAGAAGCCGACGAAGCAGAAUCAGCUUAGGAUAUGGAAAUAAUAAUGUAAUAUGACAAAGUAUUAUUACUAUUAUUAUUAUGAAAACAUAAAUUUAGUAUAAUUAAUUAAUUAAAUUACAUAAUUUUUUUGUAUAAUUUGUUGCCUAACUACAUAAUUGCUAAAACAUAACAAUGAAACAUGGUACAUAUGCAUUAAUUCUAAGAUAAUGAACAAGUUUUCCAAAACAAAACAAAAACAAAAAACAACAAAUUUCAUUUAGAAAAUAAUUUUUCUAAUUUUGUCUAAAAAUAUGAAAAUAAAAAUAAUUACAAUUAAAUAAUAAUUA
This is a messenger RNA of Musca domestica (house fly), 6004 nucleotides long. RefSeq names its product ADAMTS-like protein 1. Lineage: Eukaryota; Metazoa; Arthropoda; Insecta; Diptera; Muscidae. The record is from RefSeq and is a predicted model, not a curated record. Gene Ontology annotation, cellular component: extracellular matrix. Gene Ontology annotation, molecular function: metalloendopeptidase activity. Gene Ontology annotation, biological process: extracellular matrix organization. Bases 1733 to 4987 code for a protein of 1084 amino acids. The transcript has 18 exons.